Molecule: messenger RNA, 3156 nt
Organism: Trypanosoma rangeli
Lineage: Eukaryota; Euglenozoa; Kinetoplastea; Trypanosomatida; Trypanosomatidae
Product: putative trans-sialidase
Exons: 1
Coding region: 1-3156 (1051 amino acids)
Source: RefSeq, a predicted model, not a curated record
AUGAACACCAUUCUGCUCCAGGCACUUCAACAUGCGGGGCGUUCGCUUAAAAAAGGCAAUCACAAUGAGGCGGAGAGUGUUAUUCGGUCUCUACGGGCCACGAAUGAUCCGGCAGCGGCAGAGAACACAAUUCGCAUACUGCAAAGUGACGUUCAGCAACUGGACCAGGAUGCGGCAUAUGUGCAUUUCGCCGCUUUUCGCCUAUUGCGGUUUUACCUUACACGUCGUAGGAUUGUGUGGGGUGAAUACACAAAACGACUGCUGAAUUUUUUUUUGGAUUACGUGGAGUCAAAAGGAGAGCAAAUUGUGACUUCUACGUGUCGUCCUGUGUUAUCUGAGGUGGCCUUGGAUGCAGCUGUCACAUUAAAACUUAGCUGCGCUGAUGCCGAAGGAUACUUUGAUGCCAUGAUUCUUUCCGAGGUCGUUACUGAGGUGUUGUCUCUCCUAGCCGAACAUCAGCGUGAGGUGCGUACCAUCUUUGUCCGUCAUGUGGUGAUGCACCUUGUGGAGGAAUUUGGUCUCUACCAUCCAUCGUCCAAGGGGAGGACAAAGCCGUUACGGUUUCAUCGUGCCUGCCGCUCCGCCUUUGAGUGUGAUGGUUUAGUGCGUCUUCUUGACGCUCUCUUGUGCUGCGCGGGUAAUGCUUUUGCGGAGACGGCUCGAACCGUUGAGGCGCUUCUUCAAUGUCUUGGAACGAUUAUGUCAUGGUCGGCUCAUAACUUUUUUGAGGAUGAGGUUACCGAGGAUGCAUGCAACGAUUUAUUUCGUGUCUCAGGUACUCUGUGGCACACGCUACUUUUGGAAGGCGUCUCCUUACCUGUAGGGAGAGUCACCAUAGACUCUCUUCUUCGCAGGUGGUACUCUGAAUGUAAUUUGGCUGGUUUUUUUGUCCAUCCACUAACGAUUGUAGAGCUCAUGCAGCAUUUUUGUGGCGUUACAAUGGAGUUAUGGAACCUUUUUGAAAAGGUGAACUACACCGAAAGAUUUCUUUCGCUUGCGUGUUUCAUGACAAGAAAGUUGCUUGCUUUUGUAGCGCAGCAUGAUGAGGUGCGUACCAGUCUGCCUCUUGCUCUUUCUGGCAUUCGGAACAUUGUGGAAAAUAUGGCGGAAGUCUUUGUCGUUCAUGACUUGCUAUGUUAUUGUGUCACAGAGUUGUCCUUCUUUGCGAAGACUCUCAUUGAAUUCGAUAGCAAUUUUCCAGACGAUGCUGGCAUUAUGGCUGCUUUGGAUGAGGCCUUGAGUUGCCUGUUCAAAAUUUCCACCAUGCCGUCUUGUCAGGAUGCCGCACGUGGUGUGAUUUCUGCAGCAGGGAUAGAAGUGUUCAAUGCAUUCUUGUCGAUUAAAUUGUCUUGUACCCUUUCCUCAGGGGAGGCCGAGCACUUUUCUGACACCUUCACAAUGUCCCAUGUUUCUCUCUUAGGGCACUUGGGCCGGUUAGAUCCAGGGCAAGCCGCGGUGGCAUUGUGCCUGGCAUUGGAGACGCUGCAGCAGCGCGAUGCAGGCAUAGAACAUCAGUCUGGUUUAGAACGCAUCCAAGUUCAAGAAUGUCUUUGGCUGGUUUUGAAGGUUAUUAAUGCCUUUAUGGCUGAUUCCUGCGAGGGUGAGGAGGUUUCGAUCCCCUCAUGCUUUACUGGGAAUAUCAUGUUAGAAUCACAUCCAGUACACAAACUCAUCUCAACGCUUAUGAUUUUUAUGCAGGAACUUGUGCCAAAGUUGUCUGUGGCAAGCCCUGCUUUAGUGUCGGCUCUGUUGGAGGUGUUUGGUACAUUCAUGGCUGUUUACGUCGUCACAGACGAGAAUGAUGGUGGGGGCAGUUAUUUCUUUGCCCACGGAGUCAUAGCCCUCAUUUCUUGUGUUUUGAAUUCACUACGUAUUUUUUCCUUUGAUGAAGAUGUCACGCUCGCCGGGUGUCGGGUACUUGAGAUAAGCGUGAGGAGCAAGGGUGUGGUUUCCAUUCUGCAGACAUCGGGGCUUGCGGAGAUGGCGGAGGACAUGGUGACUUGUGGUCAAAUGUUUUACGAAGAUGUUCGAGGGCGAAUCGUUGGGUUUUGGAUUUGUUGUAUUUCUGCUGCCACGUUCUCAGAACGGGGGUUGCCUGUUCUUGAGACCUUUGAUAUUGGCGUGUCAGAAUUUACUUCCGUGGAUGUCAACGUCUGCCUCGAACGGUGCUCCUCACUUGCCGGGUUAUUUGUAUCUCUGCAAGAUAGUGAGCGGCUGCGGGUGUGUUUUCGCUCUGUUAUGUGCCUCUGCGAUCACGUGCUUUCGGUGAGUGUCUGCCGUUUUUACGAAAAGGAGAUCACCAUUCGCGCCACCGAGUUAAUACUGCGGCUGUUUUUGACCUGCUCCGUGGUGUUGCAGGGGGAAGAGACAGUGUGGAUGAUAGAUAAGGUGCGCACGACGCUCGACGCAGUCCUCAAGACACUGGCUGAGGACCCCACCUGGAGCACGGAAGGCACCGAAGAGGAAAAGCACAGACUCUUAAAGUUGCUUUCGCGACUCUUUUGUGAGGUCUCUUGUUGGGCAAGGUUGGAGUGCACGCUUCCCUCGGAGCUUGUAGGUCCCCUAGGCGCAUCGGUCAUUUCUUCUCUGGCGGUGUUUUUAAAAUUGUUUAAUGAACGCUCGUUAAGUUUUCCAGAGCUGCGAGAGUCUGUCUUUGUCGCGUUUCAGCUCUCUGCUGAGGCCUUUACACGUGAUUUCGUGUAUCAUGCAGAUUCGCAGGUGUUUUUAUCGACGCUUUUGUUUGCGCUAAAUGGAGAAUCUGUUGAUUUUCAACGUGUUGGAAUAACUGUUGCCGACACAGUGGUGACGUACCUGCGAGACUCGGGUUUGCAGGACCACGUGUUAUUUACCCGGCUUCUCUCGACUGUUUUGCGGGGUUUUGUGUUGGGUAAGCUUUCGCUCUCUCUUUCCUUGCAAUUGGCACGGAGUCUUACAACGCUCUGUGGUUGCCUCCCCUUAGAAUCCGUGGAGUUAGUCUUCAUGGAGACCACCCGAUUGAAUUCUGACCCCAACGUGAGUGCCAUUAUGUGGGAAAUGAUGCGCGCCGUUCAGGAGUGCGUUGUAAGUGAGGGGCCUAGUCGGCAGGCGGCUCUGCGUAGUUUGGACGAGUCUAUUGCUGACAGUCUGGGCAAUAUUAGGACUAUUCUUCUUGAUUAA